Cotesia glomerata is the source of this 2064-nucleotide messenger RNA. RefSeq names its product rac GTPase-activating protein 1-like (gene tum). The transcript is spliced from 4 exons. The record is from RefSeq and is a predicted model, not a curated record. Gene Ontology annotation, biological process: signal transduction. NCBI's taxonomy places the organism in Eukaryota, Metazoa, Arthropoda, Insecta, Hymenoptera, Braconidae. The coding region runs from base 109 to 2037 and encodes 642 amino acids.
CUGCGCAGUCUAACAGUUUUUCAACGAGUAAACGGCAAAGAUGUCGGCUUGAUAAAUAUUUUGGUCGGACGGUUAAAUGUAGUGUUUCAUAAUUUCGUUUGUUAAUUAAUGUCUAGUGAAGAAAUAAAAAUGAGUUCGUUGUCAAUAUUAGCGAGUCAUGAUGAGCUCGUACGAUGUACUAAUGUUCUCGUCAAUGGAUCUUGCGAAGAAGAAUUUUUGCAAUUCGCGCUAAACCAAGAAGAAACGCGUCAAAAAUGGCUGUCAGCAGUUUUAGAAUGUCAACGCUUGCACUGCGCAUUAGAAAAAUCUCGCCACGAGUCAACAGACCUAGAGCGCAAAUUAUCUCACGCUCGUCGCUUGCUCGACGAAGAAAAGCGUCGCCGACGAGCCGCAGAGGAGCAAAGAAAUUCUUUGGAGCGUCAAAUUGCAAUGGCGAGAGAUUUAUUAUUUAACGACGGAGGUAGAAACUUAAACGACGAAACGCGCGAAAAAUUGCAAUUUCUGAAUAACACAACUUUAACCAACGGGCGGCACAGCGGGACCACAAAUUCUAAGGACUACCACAACGACAAGCUGAACACGAUAGCUGAGCUGGACUCUACAGGGUCUAUUUUAAGCGAUUUAAGCUGCUACUCAAAAUCUGAGGAUGAUUUGGAUGCAAGCAUGCUGCUGAACCAGAACUUUAAUAAGCGGGACUGGAAAGAGCACAGACCCAGUGGAGAGUAUGUUACAAGGAAGAGGAAGAGUACAGUUAAUAAAGUUGUUGAUUUAAAUAAUUCUGACAGGAUUAUCGCGACGACUACUGUAGUAAUGCCUAAAGAAGGAGCUGUUACUGCUUCUUCAGUGAUCGAAGCGAUCACUGGAGAUGAGAACCGAGACCCGAAUGUGGUUCAAAGGUCCAGAAAGAGGCGCAAGAGUGUCGAUCGCAAGUCCACGAAGGAUUUUUAUGACGCUGAUGAUGACACUAAGCCUUCAGCGCCCUUGCAGGAUAAUUUUACUUCAGGGUCUGAUAAUGAAAAUGUUUUUAAGCCCAGUCCUAAUAUUGGAGGGUAUACGUUUAAUACAAAGUCUAUGAGGACUCAUAGUUUCGCUGGAAAGACUGUUAUUAAGUCUGAGGUAUGCUCGCCUUGUGGCAACAGGAUCAAAUUUGGAAAAUUGGCGCUCAAGUGUAGGGAUUGUAAGGCUGUGACUCAUUCUGAGUGCAAGGAUUUAGUUCCGCUGCCUUGUAUUCCUGUUGGGAAUACGCCUACCCUUCGUGGAGUUACGGGUACAAUUGCCGAUUACACGCCAAUGAUACCACCAAUGGUACCAUCAAUCGUCGUUCAUUGUAUAAAUGAAGUUGAAUUACGUGGAAUGAGUGAACCAGGAUUAUACCGUGUCAACGGUGCAGCCAACGAUGUAAAAUGUUUAAAAGAAAAAUUCUUGAAGAACAAAGGAGUUCCUAACUUAUCAGAAAUAGAAAUUGCGACUAUUUGUUCCACUCUCAAAGACUUUUUAAGGUCAUUGCGUGAGCCACUGAUAACAGUCGGUCUCUGGGCGGACUUUGUCCGUGCGACAACAAUAUCAGACAAGCAGGAUGCGGACGCAGCGCUGUACCAAGCGAUAUCAGAGCUUCCACAGCCGAACCGUGAAACCCUAGCCUUCUUAGUUCUCCACCUGCAGCGCGUGUCAUCCACACCGGAGUGCAAAAUGCCGAUCAGCAACUUGGCCAAGGUGUUUGGACCUACCUUGGUGGGCUACAGUUCCCAGGAGCCGUCUGCGUCGUCAAUGCUCUCGGAAACAAAGACCCAGGCCGCGAUUGUUGAGAGUUUGUUAAAAAUUCCCUCAGAUUACUAUGCGAAUUUUGUAAACCCUGAUUGUAUGAACAACAUCGGGACUCCCCAAUCCGGGGAACUCAAGCACACGCCAUCUACAGAGUCUCUGUUGAAACGCACCGCUACUAAAGGGUUCUUCAACACUCCUCUGGCUUCCAGUCGGACAUUCUUGAGGAAAAAUAGAAAAUAUUUUGCCACACCGCCUCAUAAUAAUAAUAUUUAAAUUUUUCUCUAAAAUAAAAAAUGUUUU